This is a messenger RNA of Scleropages formosus (Asian bonytongue), 2005 nucleotides long. Its product is annotated as multiple epidermal growth factor-like domains protein 9. Gene Ontology annotation, molecular function: extracellular matrix structural constituent. Bases 156 to 1970 code for a protein of 604 amino acids. Gene Ontology annotation, cellular component: basement membrane. The record is from RefSeq and is a predicted model, not a curated record. Gene Ontology annotation, biological process: tissue development; animal organ morphogenesis; axon guidance. The transcript is spliced from 6 exons. NCBI's taxonomy places the organism in Eukaryota, Metazoa, Chordata, Actinopteri, Osteoglossiformes, Osteoglossidae.
UGUCACUCGCCGUCGGGCGGCUGUGUGGAGCGGACGGCGGAACGCGGGACGUCGCUUUCCACCGCGGAGGGAACCGGACAGCGGAACUGGCGGCCGGAGCUUCACCGUCACGGUCGGCGUCCGAUGGGCUUUGCACAGGGACUCCACGGAGCACCAUGAAGCGGCGAUCGUUAGCGAUGAUGAUCGCGGCCCUGGCUGUGGAAUUGGGUUUGUUCUUGUGUGCCGCGGGGGUCGCGCACGCUGCACCGCGGGGAGGUGACAGCAGCAGCGCCUGGACGGCCAGGAGGCACCCCCGCGAGGCCCCUGGGACCACCACGGGGCCGUCGAACGAAUCGCUUCCCAAUCACCUGCUGGAGGAGAAGCCGGUUGCACCUGCCGAGCCCGCGAUCGCAGCGGCGGACCGCGCAGCGGCUGUCAACGUGACCGGUUUAAAUGGCACGUAUGUGCUGAAUGCGGCAACUGUUGCGUCGCGCGCGCCCGGCGGUCCAGCUGUGAACGUCACGGCUGCACCGGCGCUCCCCCGGAGCACGAGUCAGUGGGGGGAGUCUUCAUCGAGCGCGGCGGUUAAGGCGACCCUCACCACGAAAAGCCAACCAGUUGAAUUCCCCUGCAACUGUAGCAGUGAGGGAGCUCUGGACCCCGAGGACUGUGAUGGGACAACCGGCCAGUGCUCCUGCCUGCCAGGCUACAUCGGCCUGCAGUGUGACACCUGCGAGGAUGGCUAUUUCAACAACGGCUCCACCGGCUGCCUGCCUUGUGGCUGUGACUCAUUUGGUGCCGUGGACCACUUGUGCAACAGCUCAGGGAUGUGCACGUGUAAGAUGGGAGUGUAUGGACCACAGUGCGAUGACUGCCAGCCGGGUUAUUUCCGCUUCAGUAGCACGGGGUGCCAGCCCUGCCAGUGUCACAACCACUCGAGCUACUGCCACCCGCAGUCUGGCAUCUGCCUGGAGUGCCAAGGGAACACACAAGGCCCGGCUUGCGAGGAAUGCAAACCAGGUUUCUACCGCGGACCUGGUGCUGCCCAGACGAACAACUGCCUUCCGUGUCCCUGCUCGACCCUCACCUCCACAGGCAGCUGCCAUUUUGAAGCCAGCGGCCUCCCAGUGUGUGACAAAUGUAAAGCAGGCUACAACGGCACCAACUGCAACCACUGUGCAGAUGGCUUCUACAUGUCAGCAGGCGUAUGCCUACCUUGUAACUGCAGUGACAAUGCAGACCCCCUGUCAUUCCCACGUCUUUGUGACCCAGUCACCGGCAACUGCCUGAGGUGCACCAACCACACAGCUGGCCCCCGGUGCGAGUACUGUGCCCCCGGCUACUUUGGCAAUGCCCUGGGCAAAGGCUGCUUCCAAACAGAAGUGAGGCUCCUCCCCUUUCCAGAAAACACUAUGGAGGCAAUGACAGUGGCGACUAUCAGCGUGACUCCAUCCACUAAUAGCAGCUUGGCAAGCAGCACCCCCAACAACUCCACAGAGUCCACUACCCCGCUAAUCACGAGUACAACCGUAACCGUGACCCAAAGCACGAUCCCUUCCACGACCCCAACUGUAUUUACAUCAACAUCAAUAACCCCGACCAUCACUGUAACCACAUCCACAGCCCCAACCACAACCAUGACCACAACUUUGAGCAACAGCCUGGGCAGCCCCACAGACAACACAACAGCCGCUGAGGCCGCCAUCUCCUGGGCCCAAUUCAACAUCAUCAUCCUGGCUGUGAUCAUCGUGGCUGUUGUGCUGCUCAUGGGCGUCGCUGCCGCUGUCUACAUGUACCGCGAGUACCGGAACCGCAAGCUGAAUGCCCCUUUUUGGACCAUUGAGCUCAAGGAGGACAACAUCAGCUUCAGCAGCUACCAUGACAGUCUGCCCAAUGCAGAUGUCUCCGGCCUGCUGGAGGGAGAGGGCGGUGAGGUGGCCCCCAGCGGCCAGCUCGCUCUUAGCAGCCCCGCGAACAUGUACAAGGCAUAGCAUACCUGUCGACUACACCCGCUCCUUUUACAAAC